Molecule: messenger RNA, 1529 nt
Organism: Jaculus jaculus (lesser Egyptian jerboa)
Lineage: Eukaryota; Metazoa; Chordata; Mammalia; Rodentia; Dipodidae
Gene: Anxa1
Product: annexin A1
Exons: 13
Coding region: 207-1247 (346 amino acids)
Biological process (GO): cellular response to hydrogen peroxide; positive regulation of wound healing; positive regulation of G1/S transition of mitotic cell cycle
Cellular component (GO): cytoplasm; plasma membrane
Molecular function (GO): calcium ion binding; phospholipase A2 inhibitor activity; calcium-dependent phospholipid binding
Source: RefSeq, a predicted model, not a curated record
UUGCAAGACUUGUUUCAUUUUGGUUUUGGACAGAACUGAGCGUUGUACUUCAAACAAAAGGCAGCCAGUUACUAACUUCUGGUUGCUAGGUGUGGCCUCAGUUCAUCUCCUAUAAAAUCAGGAGCCCAACCCUCAGCUUCCAGACUGAAACCUUCAGAGGACAGACAACCUCUCUUUAGUUCCUUGGAAGAAGAAACUUCUUUAAAAUGGCAAUGGUAUCAGAAUUCCUCAAGCAGGCCUGGUUCAUUGACAAUCAAGAACAGGAAUAUGUUCAAUCUGUGAAAUCAUCUAAAGGUGGCCCUGGGUCAGCAGUGAGCCCCUAUCCCAGCUUCAAUCCAUCCUCAGAUGUUGAAGCUUUGCACAAAGCUAUAACAGUCAAAGGUGUGGAUGAAGCAACCAUCAUUGAUAUUUUAACCAAGAGAAACAAUGCCCAGCGUCAGCAGAUCAAGGCUGCAUACCUCCAGGAGAAAGGCAAGCCCCUGGAUGAAGCUCUGAAAAAAGCCCUUACAGGUCACUUGGAGGAAGUUGUUUUAGCUCUGCUAAAAUCUCCAGCUCAGUUUGACGCAGAUGAACUGCGUGCUGCCAUGAAGGGACUUGGAACUGAUGAAGAUACUCUGAUUGAGAUUCUUGUGUCAAGAACAAACAAAGAAAUCAGAGAAAUUAACAGAGUUUACAGUGAGGAGCUGAAGAGAGAUCUGGCUAAAGACAUCACUUCAGACACCUCUGGAGACUUCCGGAAGGCUUUGCUUUCUCUUGCUAAGGGUGACCGAAGUGAGAAUUAUAGUGUGAAUGAGGAUUUGGCUGAUACAGAUGCCAGGGCCCUAUAUGAGGCAGGAGAAAGAAGAAAGGGGACAGAUGUGAAUGUGUUCAAUACAAUUCUGACCACUAGAAGUUACCCUCAUCUGCGCAGAGUGUUUCAGAAAUAUACCAAGUAUAGUCAACAUGAUAUGAACAAAGUUCUGGACCUGGAGAUGAAAGGUGAUAUUGAGAAAUGCCUCACAGCCAUUGUGAAGUGUGCUACCAGCACCCCCUGUUUCUUUGCAGAGAAACUUCAUCAGGCCAUGAAGGGAGCUGGGACUCGUCAUAAAGCAUUGAUCAGGAUCAUGGUCUCCCGUUCUGAAAUCGACAUGAAUGAAAUCAAAGUAUUUUACCAGAAGUUAUAUAAUAUCUCUCUUUGUCAAGCCAUUCUGGAUGAAACCAAGGGAGACUAUGAAAAAAUCCUGGUGGCUCUCUGUGGUGGAAACUAGACAUUCCUUUGAUGCUCAUUACCAGAAGAUUUCCUAAAUGUAGCUUUCAUUGUGUUGUAUAGGCUUCAAAAGGAAAGUUGUUCCAGUGGGGUCACACUUUAGUCAACUUUCUGAAAAAUACAGCCUAUAAAUCAUUUUUGCAUCAUAGAUCUACACAAUAGACACACAAACUUGUGCUGUAGUUAUAUUUACCCUAAGCUUGAAAUCCCCAUAUACAAGUUGUUUUGAUAUUACCUGAGAUAGAUGUUUAUGUAGCUGAAAAUAAAAUAAUUUUAUAAGACA